AUGCUAGUUGCCAAUGGAAAUGACAAAAUGCUAUUAGCCAGUGGAAAUGACAAAAUGCUAGUCACCAGUGGAAAUGACAAAAUACUGUUAACCGGUGGAAAUGACAAAAUAUUGUUAGUCGGUGGAAAUGACAAAAUGCUAGUUGUCAAUGGAAAUGACAAAAUGCUAAUAGCCAGUGGAAAUGAUAAAAUGCUAGUAGCCAUUACCAAUGGAAAUGACAAAAUGCUAGUUACCAAUGGAAAUGACAAAAUGCUAGUAGCCAGUGGAAAUGACAAAGUGCUAGUAGCCGGUGGAAAUGACAAAAUGCUAGUAGCCAGUGGAAAUGGCAAAAUGCUAGUUGCCAGUGGAAAUGACAAAAUGCUAAUAGCCGGUGGAAAUGAUAAAAUGCUAGUAACCAAUGGAAAUGACAAAAUGUUAGUAGCCAGUGGAAAUGACAAAAUGCUAGUAGCCAGUGGAAAUGACAAAAUGCUAGUUACCAAUGGAAAUGACAAAAUGUUAGUAGCCAGUGGAAAUGACAAAAUGCUAGUUGUCAAUGGAAAUGAUAAAAUGCUAAUAGCCGGUGGAAAUGACAAAAUACUAGUAGUCAAUGGAAAUGGCUAA
Molecule: messenger RNA, 600 nt
Organism: Dracunculus medinensis (Guinea worm)
Lineage: Eukaryota; Metazoa; Nematoda; Chromadorea; Rhabditida; Dracunculidae
Source: the annotation of a GenBank genome assembly